AUGAUUCCUGAACUCAGCCCACUCAAGCAGCCCAUCGCCAUUCGCCCAGAGUUUGUAGCACGCGAAGACACUAGCUUCCGCGUACAGCAAGAAGGCAAAGGCGCUGCCAGCACCAAGUUUACCAUUUUCUCGCCCGAAAACGACGUCCCCAAAGACGAGAAGGGUGCCAUCCCCGAGACAAAGAAAUCACCCGCUACAUUAAUCUCCGUCGACGGCAAGUAUUCGUCCGCCGACGAGCGACGCAGCUUCCUCGACGCCUCCGGCCUGCCCCUUUUCGACCUCUAUCACACGCCCCGCGGCACGACAUGGCACAUUGAGGUGCCGGGCGGCAACUCCCCGUCGCUCGCCUUCAUCGAGCCCCAGGACAGCAGGAUGAAGGACGAUUACAAGGUGCAGUUCCGCAAUGCGGCGGCCGAGGGCGGCCAGGACGUGCUGCUGCGCGUGCAGGGCCAGGACAUCUGGAAGCUGCGCACCAACGUCCUGCUCGGCGACAAGGUUGUCAUGACCACGAAGCGGCUGGACAAGCUGUCCGUGUACCUGCCGGGGUCCAAGGUUGCCUGGCAGGUCGACGUGGCAGAGGGCAUGGACAUGGCGCUCGCGGCCGCCAUUGUGGUGGUCAUGGGCGCAAACAUGUACACGAAUGGCAGAAGUAGAGGGAGAAUCUACAUUGGAAAAGAGUAG
This is a messenger RNA of Akanthomyces muscarius, 681 nucleotides long. RefSeq lists its product as uncharacterized. The coding region runs from base 1 to 681 and encodes 226 amino acids. The transcript has a single exon. Lineage: Eukaryota; Fungi; Ascomycota; Sordariomycetes; Hypocreales; Cordycipitaceae. The record is from RefSeq and is a predicted model, not a curated record.